Molecule: messenger RNA, 1612 nt
Organism: Trichechus manatus latirostris (Florida manatee)
Lineage: Eukaryota; Metazoa; Chordata; Mammalia; Sirenia; Trichechidae
Product: serpin B6-like
Exons: 9
Coding region: 347-1612 (421 amino acids)
Cellular component (GO): cytoplasm
Molecular function (GO): serine-type endopeptidase inhibitor activity
Source: RefSeq, a predicted model, not a curated record
ACCACAUAAACACCUGGGUAGCUGAAAAGACUGAAGGUAAAAUUUUCUGAGUUUGCUCCUGUCGGGUUCAGUUGAUUCGCUGAUUAAGCUGAUUCUCAUCAGUGCCAUCUACUUCAAAGGAAAUUGCCAUAGGCAGUUUAACAAAGAGCGUAGGGAGGAAAGACUUCUUUAAAAUCAGAAGACUGAGGAGAAACCUUUGCAGAUGAUGUUGAAGGAAUCUACAUUUAAACUGACCUGUGUGAAAGAAAUAUUCACCCAAAUUCUGCUGCUUCCCUAUGUUGGAAAGGAGCUGAAUAUGAUCAUCAUGCUUCCAGAUAAAAACACUGAUUAAAAAUGGCUCACCAUCAUGGAUACCCUAUCAGAAGCCAAUGGCACAUUUGCCUUAAACCUACUGAAAAAGCUGGGGGAAAACAACUCAAAAAAUAUGUUUAUUUCACCCAUGAGCAUCUCCUCUGCCCUGGCCAUGGUCUUCAUGGGUGCAAAGGGAAACACUGCUACCCAGAUAUCCCAGGCACUUUCUUUCAAUAAAGUCAGAGGCGGAGGUGGAGAUGUUCACCAAGGUAUCCAGUCACUUCUCACUGAAGUUAACAAAUCCGGCUCUCAGUACUUGCUUAGAACUGCCAACAGGCUCUUUGGAGAAAAGAGUUAUGAAUUCCUUUCAUCUUUUAGAGAUUCUUGCCGCACAUUCUACCAGGCUGAGAUGGAAGAGCUCAACUUUGCUAAUGCUGCAGAGGAGUCCAGAAACCACAUAAACACCUGGAUAGCCGAUAAGACAGAAGGUAAAAUUACAGAGGUGCUGUAUUCGGGGUCAGUGGAUUCGCUGACUAAGCUGAUUCUCGUCAGUGCCAUCUACUUCAAAGGAAAUUGGCACAAGCACUUUAACAAAGAGCAUACCAAGGAAAUACCCUUUAAAAUCAGCAAGACUGAGGAGAAACCUGUGCAGAUGAUGUUUAAGGAAUCUACAUUUAAACUGACUUACAUGAAAGAAAUAUGCACACAAAUUCUGGUGCUUCCCAAUGUUGGAAAGGAGCUGAACAUGAUUAUCAUGCUUCCAGAUGAAAACACUGAUUUAAAAAUGGUGGAAAACAAACUUACUUAUGAGAGAUUCAUAGAAUGGACAAGGCCUGACACAAUGAAUGAAAGAAAUGUGGAAGUUUUCUUUCCUAAAUUUAAAUUGGAAGAAAAUUAUGACGUGGAGAAUGUCCUUCCCAGUUGGGGCAUGGCCGAUGCCUUUGACCAGGCCAGGGCAGACUUUUCAGGAAUGUCAUCUAAGCGAGAACUGUUUUUGUCCAAGGUUGUGCACAAAGCUUUCGUGGAGGUCAAUGAAGAAGGCACAGAAGCAGCGGCAGCCACUGCUGCCGUUAUGACACUGCUCUGUGGAAGAAUCACCCAGAGGUUCUGUGCUGACCACCCCUUCCUUUUCUUUAUCCAGCACACCAAGAACAACAGCAUUCUGUUCUGUGGCAGAUUCUCCUCUCCAUCGGAAACGGUAGUCACUGGAUAUAGAGUGCCCUUCUCCUUUCUCCUCUUGACCUAUUUUUCUUCUGCCACUUUACACUGUGCCUACAACCCAGUGACCUUAUUAGUGCAGAGGGAGCAAUUCAGACAUUAA